Messenger RNA from Penicillium cosmopolitanum, 722 nucleotides. RefSeq lists its product as uncharacterized. The transcript has 4 exons. The record is from RefSeq and is a predicted model, not a curated record. The coding region runs from base 63 to 722 and encodes 219 amino acids. NCBI's taxonomy places the organism in Eukaryota, Fungi, Ascomycota, Eurotiomycetes, Eurotiales, Aspergillaceae.
UGACUCGCUACGGCUAUGGAAGGCAAUUUGCACUUAUCGAGGAUGACCUGGCGAAGGUGACUAUGAUAUUGAAGCUUGAUUUCGUUCUCGAAAUCUCUUAUCUCAUCUCCUUAGCGUCGAUAAAGAUCUCUUUCUGUCUUUUAUACUUCAAGGUAUUCUCGAUUACCAAAUUCAGGUGGUUAUACUACUUGGUCAUUGCGAUCGUGACCUGCCAAUUUAUCGAAGAAUUAUUUGGUUUGUGUAACGAGCAUAGUUCGCGUCACCUAUAUACGACAUUUUGCGGGAACCUUGUAGAGGCCUUGAAUUGGUCGUCCGUCGAGGUUUGCGUUGCCAUCUUUAUCGCAUGCAUUCCAUCCCUCCGAUAUCUCGUUGCUCGAACCUGUCCUAUACUUCAAAAGACAUUAGGUCUAGGGAGCAGCCAUAAGCCAACCCAAGAGACGGAUACUCUAAAAGCCAGUCCAGUGGACCAGAAUUAUUUCACUCUUCCUAUAGCAGUGAAACCCUCAGGGCCCCGUGACUGCUUCCCUUUGCCAUCGCCGUUAGUAGAGGAUGGCAUCACUCCGAUGAUUGAUAUGAGUGGCGGCCUGGAGCCGGACGUAACAGAGCCGGUAGUCAGCAUAUCUCAGCCAGCUGAGCCACAUCUACGGACGAUGGAUUAUGUGGGACUUACAGAGCUUUCUUUGGCCAUCAAGCGCCCUGUUAGAGGGGAAGGUCAACUUUAA